AUGGGGCGCAUAACAAAUUUCUUUGGGGGGCCUCAAACGGCUACCAGACGAAGAAACAACCAGGCUGCCAUUCUGACAGACGAACCAAUCUUGGAACUUGUCCUAGAUCCAGUUCGACCAUCUAGGCAAAGGCCUGGUGAGAGAAACCAGGAAGUUCCUGAAGAACAGCCUAGGGUAGUUAUGGUUAAUAGGGAGCAAAAUGCAGAUGAAGUAAUACACAGGGUUAUAAGAGACAAUAUGGCGACAGAAAAUAACUUAACAACCCUAAUCGAAAGGAUUAUGGCUAAUAAUGGCCUUAAUACUGGACUACAACGUCUAAACUACACUUCCCCUGUAACAGACUAUAUUUUGCAAACUGAAUUACCUAGAGGUACCAAAGUGCCCAAGUUUACUAAAUUUUCAAGGGAUACUAGUGAGUCAACCGUGGAACACAUAGCUCGAUAUUUAACAGGGGCAGGCGACUUAGCAAAUAGUGAGAACUUAAGGAUUAAAUAUUUCCCUAGUUCAUUAACAAAAAAUGCUUUUACGUGGUUCACCACCUUACCUCCAAAUUCUAUAGAUACUUAG
This is a messenger RNA of Vicia villosa (hairy vetch), 567 nucleotides long. RefSeq lists its product as uncharacterized. NCBI's taxonomy places the organism in Eukaryota, Viridiplantae, Streptophyta, Magnoliopsida, Fabales, Fabaceae. The coding region runs from base 1 to 567 and encodes 188 amino acids. The transcript has 2 exons. The record is from RefSeq and is a predicted model, not a curated record.